AUGGCAUCUGAGAAAGCCAUAGUCCUGAUUACAGGCGCCAACCAAGGCAUUGGGUAUGAGACUGCCAAAGCUCUCGUGCUGACCAAGUCGCCCGCCGGGAAGCCAUACCAUGUCCUCAUCGGCUCCCGCACCUUAGCCAAUGGCGAACAAGCUGCUAGCGAGCUAAACGCGCUCCUGGAGCGUCAGGGUUCAGCCGCCGCUCUUCAAAUAGACGUCACGGAUGAGACGUCAGUCGCGGCGGCGGCGGCGCAGGUUGAGAAGGAGUACGGUCGCCUGGAUGCUGUCGUGAACAACGCCGGGGUGAUGCCGCACCCGCCUGUCCACGGCGGCGUCCUUGCGGCGCUGCGCUUUGGUCUGGAUGUCAAUGUUAUCGGUCCGGUUAUGGUGACAGAGGCGUUCUUGCCGCUCCUUCUCAAGGACGAGGUGGACGAUCCUCGGCUUGUAUUCGUCGGCACCAGCAUGGCAAGCCUGAUUGGCGCAUCAGACCCGGAGAACCGAUACUAUAAGACUGUGCUAGGCGGGUCGCCGUCCGAGUACCGCGCGUCCAAGGCGGCGGUUAAUAUGCUGAUGAUCGAGUACCACAAGAGAUAUGGCACAAGAGACACGGCAGAUAGCAGUACGCCGGGGGCGGGCAAGAGAGUGCGGGUGUGGACAGCGGAUCCGGGUGCGACUGCGACGAAUUUCAUGGGUCCGCAAGUGAAGGCCAUGGCGAUAGCCAAUGGCUUACAGGGUCCGGAGAUGGGUUGUAAGGUGCUUGUCAGCUGCAUCGUCGGCGAGAGGGACGGACAGGAGGCAAUAAUCUCCCCCAAGAGCAACACAUGCUUCACUGCCAUCAUGUCCAAUGGUGUAACCGUAGCUCUAGUAGGCACUCCGCCUGCAGCAAGCGGUCUGAGCUAA
This is a messenger RNA of Phaeoacremonium minimum UCRPA7, 897 nucleotides long. Its product is annotated as putative short chain dehydrogenase protein. Gene Ontology annotation, molecular function: oxidoreductase activity, acting on NAD(P)H, oxygen as acceptor. The record is from RefSeq and is a predicted model, not a curated record. The coding region runs from base 1 to 897 and encodes 298 amino acids. Gene Ontology annotation, cellular component: intracellular anatomical structure. The transcript has 4 exons. NCBI's taxonomy places the organism in Eukaryota, Fungi, Ascomycota, Sordariomycetes, Togniniales, Togniniaceae.